Gregarina niphandrodes is the source of this 612-nucleotide messenger RNA. RefSeq lists its product as hypothetical. NCBI's taxonomy places the organism in Eukaryota, Apicomplexa, Conoidasida, Eugregarinorida, Gregarinidae. The transcript has a single exon. The record is from RefSeq and is a predicted model, not a curated record. Bases 1 to 612 code for a protein of 203 amino acids.
AUGCGUGGGUUGAAAGGCGAACUAAGUGGUGUGUCGGGAAGUGAGUUGUUGUCGAUUUUGUUGGCCUCAGAUGGGAGCAAGCCGGAGUUGGACAAUUGUGUGGCGCAGGUGGCCGCGAUAGAGAUAGGCGAUAGCAGCGUGAUGGCUGUGGCGUUGGCGCCGAGGGAUGUGUUUGAGACUGACGGCAAGCCGGCGUCAGUUUCAGGCUUGUUCCACGCCUGCUGGAGCCGGAUGAUGGUAUGGCGACCGGAGGGGGCGAAGAACAACGGGCGCGCUGAGGCGACACUGCUGCGUGGGUUAGUGCGGGACUUUGUGUUUUUGGAUCGUCCGCCGGAGGCGAUUGCGGCACUGUGCGGCGAGAUCUUUGGCGACCAGGAGCACGAGUUGAUGGGUCUCAUAUCCGAGUGCCAGGAGACGGGCGAGAAGGUCACCCACAACGAAAUCUACGGCUGCGUCACAAGCCGGCCGAUGCAUGCUUCCGAAUUCCAGGAGAUCUCGGCGCUGGUGCCCGAAGACUGGAGACCGGUGCUGGAACGAAGGGCGAACUGGGAAUCUCCGGAGUGGCGGGACCUCGAGAACGCGCGCAUGGGCCCCGUCCCAAGUCGAGAAUGA